Molecule: messenger RNA, 8115 nt
Organism: Amblyraja radiata (thorny skate)
Lineage: Eukaryota; Metazoa; Chordata; Chondrichthyes; Rajiformes; Rajidae
Gene: uggt1
Product: UDP-glucose glycoprotein glucosyltransferase 1
Exons: 41
Coding region: 78-4694 (1538 amino acids)
Biological process (GO): ERAD pathway
Cellular component (GO): endoplasmic reticulum
Molecular function (GO): UDP-glucose:glycoprotein glucosyltransferase activity
Source: RefSeq, a predicted model, not a curated record
GAGGCGGUUGUUGUAAUUUAAUCGGGGAUCAGGAAGACGACCCACCGGGUCCUCGGGUGAGGCUGUGGACACCCAAGAUGGCGGCGCUCUGGGUCUCCGGCUCCGCGAAGCGCAACUCUGGUAUUCUUGCAACGGUGGCUCUGUUAUAUAUUUCCUUCAUGGUUGUGAAUGCCGACUCGAAAGCAGUGACAACAACGCUGACCACCAAGUGGCCAUCUACGCCAUAUUUACUGGAAGCAAGUGAAUUUCUGGCUGAAGAAAGUAAAGCUAAAUUCUGGGAUUUUGUGGAUGCCACUCAAGAAACCCAUCCAGAGGAUCAUGAAGGAAGCGAUACGUUCCACUACAAUUAUAUACUGCGGAAAGCUGGUGAGAUUUUGACUCCUGUGCAAGCCAACCUUCUGAAGUUUGCCUUAUCCCUACGGGUUUAUUCUGCCACUGUUCAAAUGUUUCAGCAGGUUGCAGCAGAGGAGCCCCCUCCAGAAGGCUGUUCUGCUUUUAUAAAUGUACAUGGGGAGAAAACCUGCAAUCCUGACAGGUUGGAGGUGGUUCUGCAGAGUGCUCUGGAGAGACCCAAACCUUAUUUAUUUAAAGGGGAUCAUAUUAAGGCACCUUUAAGAAAUGAACUUCCAUUUGCGAUUCUCUAUGGUGAGAUUGGUACCAAAGAGUUUUCCAGGUUCCACAAACGUCUCUGCUCCAAAUCAGAUGGAGGAAGUGUCAACUACGUACUCAGGCAUUAUGUUGCUUAUCCAAGUAAGGAGAAGGUGUUCCUUUCUGGUUAUGGCGUUGAGCUUGCCAUUAAAAGCACCGAAUACAAAGCCAAAGAUGACACGCAAGUGACAGGGUCUGAACUGAACACCACUGUGAUAAAUGAAAACGAUCCUGUUGAUGAAGUUCAAGGAUUCCUUUUUGGCAAGCUGAAACAGAUGUACCCUGAGAUCAAAGAACAGCUGAAGGAACUGAGGAUGCACUUAAUUGAAAGCACAAAUGAGAUGGCCCCUCUUAAAGUCUGGCAGCUCCAAGACCUAAGCUUUCAAACUGCUGCUCGAAUAUUGGCUGUGCCUACAGAUGAUGCAUUGAUGGUUAUGCGUGACUUGAGUCAGAACUUCCCAACCAAGGCCAGAUCAAUCACCAGAACUGUUGUGCACUCUGACGUGAAGAAAGAAAUAGAAGAAAAUCAACGGUUUUUUAAAGAAACUCUGGGUCUGCAUCCAGGUGACUCUGCACUUUUCAUCAAUGGCCUUAGUAUUGAUCUUGACGUGCAAGAUAUUUUCAGUGUUCUGGAUCUGCUGCGCAAUGAGGCUCGCCUUAUGGAAGGCCUGCAUGAUCUGGGGAUUCAGGGGAAGGAGCUGCAUGAACUAUUGAAGUUAAACGUACAUCCAGCAGAAUCUGACUACGGUGUGGAUAUUCGAAAUUCAGCCGUCUACUGGAUUAACAACCUGGAAUUGGAUAGCAAAUACAGAACAUGGCCUUCAAGUGUUCAAGAGCUUUUGAGACCUACGUUUCCUGGAGUUAUCCGACAGAUUCGGAAGAACUUCCACAACUUUGUGCUCAUUAUUGACCCGAUGGAUGAGAGCACUCCAGAGUUGUUGACAACAGCUGAAAUGUUUUAUAUUAAUGACAUCCCUCUUAGGAUUGGCUUGGUCUUUGUGGUUAAUGACUCUGAUGAUGCUGAUGGCCUAAAAGAUCCCGGUGUCGCACUUCUCAGGGCUUUUAACUUUGUAGCAGAUGAACUGGACAACAUGAAUGCCUUUCAGACAAUCAUGUCGAUGUACAACAAGGUGACACCUGGUGAGAAAUUGUCAAUUGAGCAUAUCAUUAGUACUUUGGAAAAGGACUUUUCGAACAUAGAAGUGACCAGUAUCUUGGGAUCAGAUUCAGCAUACGACCGAAAUAGAAAGGAAGGUAAAGAUUACUAUAAACAAACCGGCCUAGGCCCUCUGCCCAUUGGACUCUACAAUGGAAUGCCUUUCCCGAGGGAUCAACUGGAUCCUGAUGAACUAGAAACAGUGAUGAUGCACAAAAUCUUGGAUAACACGGCCUACUUCCAGAAAGUUGUUUACUUGGGUGAACUGAACAAUGACCAAGAUGUUAUUGAUUUCAUAAUGAAUCAACCGACCAUUGUUCCAAGGAUCAAUCCCAGGAUUCUCAGCUCUGAGAGAGAGUACUUGUCUCUUUCUGCCAAUGCUAAUGAUGGUGUGGAUGACUAUGCCCGUUUUGCGCUGUUGAAAUCUGAGGAAAAGUCUGUAGCCGUGGCUGACAGUAUAUCCUACUUAUCUAAAAGAGGGAUUUCUUCACGAGAGAUUUAUGAUGAUAAGUACAUUCGUCCACUUACAUUUUGGGUCAUUGGUGACUUUGAUGACUCAUCAGGGCGGCAGUUACUGUAUGAAUCCCUUAAGCAUCUGAAAUCCAGCAAUAACCUGAGAAUUGGUUUGAUAAAUAAUCCAAGCAGUGAACCCACCAAAGAGAACACUGUCAUUACCAGAGCCAUCUGGACUGCACUUAACACACAAAACGUGAACAAUGCUAAGAACUUUAUCACUAAACUAACAAAAGAAGAGACGGCGAAAGCAUUGGCAGAGGGGGCAGACAUCAUGGAGUUUUCUGUAGGAGGCAUGGACAAUGCAGUUUUCCAAAAGAUGUUUGAGAGUCUCAGUCUGGAUUUCAUUUUGUCACAUAGUUCUUUUUGCAAGGAUGUAUUGAAGAUGAACAGAGGGCAGAGGGCCAUCAUCAGUAAUGGACGAAUUGUUGGUCCACUGGAAGAAAGUGAAAUCUUUAAUCAGAAUGACUUCCACCUGCUGGAGAGUAUUGCUUUUGAGGCUGCAGAGAAGAUCAAAACAAAGGUCCAUAUGCUAUCCAUUGAGGAAGAUUCUGCUACUGAUCUAAUAAUGAAAGUGGACUCACUAUUGUCAUCUAAGUCCAAAGGAGAAGCACGAGUUGACCUCCAGUUCUUUGAGGAACGACUCAGUGCUGUUAAAUUACGACCGAAAGAAGAUCAGGUCUACUUUGAAGUGACGGUUAUAACUGACCCUGUAACUAGAGAUGCUCAGCGGCUUUCCCCGUUCCUGCUGGUUUUAAAUCAAUUGAUCAACAUGAAUCUUCGAAUAUUUAUGAACUGUCAAGCAAAGCUUUCGGAAAUGCCUCUGAAAAGUAUUUACCGGUACGUUCUGGAACCUGAGAUCACAUUCAAAGCAGAUGGCAGCUUUGCACCUGGUCCAGUUGCCAAAUUCUUGGACAUGCCUCAAUCUCCUCUCUUCACGCUUAUUAUCAACACCCCUGAAAGCUGGAUGGUGGAAUCAGUACACACUUCGUAUGAUCUCGACAAUAUUUAUUUGGAAGAGAUUGAAGGCGGAAUAGCAGCAGAAUAUGAAUUGGAAUAUCUUUUACUGGAAGGACAUUGUUAUGAUGUUUCAACAGGCCAACCACCCAGAGGUCUCCAGUUCACUCUGGGUACAAGUGCUAACCCUGUUAUCGUGGACACAAUAGUAAUGGCAAACUUGGGCUAUUUCCAAUUAAAAGCCAACCCUGGUGCCUGGUUGCUCAGACUAAGGAAGGGACGAUCAGAAGAUAUUUAUAAAAUUUACAGUCAUGACGGAGCAGACUCUCCUCCUGGGAUGGAUGAAGUAACUGUUGUUCUUGACAGCUUCAAAAGCAGAAUUAUUAAAGUGAAGGUACAAAAGAAACCCGAAAAAAUGAGUGAAGAACUCCUCAGUGAUGGCAACGCCGAAAAUGAAGGCUUCUGGGAAUCCAUUAAAAGAGGAUUCACAGGAGGACCAAAAUCUGAAGAAUUGAAAUUGGACAAGGAAGAUGUCAUUAAUAUAUUUUCAGUUGCAUCAGGUCAUCUAUACGAGAGGUUUCUAAGAAUAAUGAUGCUGUCUGUCCUGAAACACACAGAAACACCAGUGAAGUUCUGGUUUCUUAAGAAUUACCUCUCUCCCACAUUCAAGGAAUUUAUUCCACACAUGGCAAAGAAGUAUGGUUUCCAAUAUGAACUGGUACAGUACAAGUGGCCCAGGUGGCUUCACCAACAGACGGAAAAACAACGAAUCAUCUGGGGUUAUAAGAUCCUCUUUCUGGACGUGCUUUUCCCAUUGGCUGUUGACAAGAUCUUAUUCGUAGAUGCUGAUCAAAUAGUUCGUGCUGAUUUAAAGGAGUUGCGUGAUUUGGACCUUGAUGGAGCUCCCUAUGGGUAUACUCCUUUCUGUGAGAGUCGUAAGGAAAUGGAUGGAUAUCGGUUCUGGAGAUCAGGUUAUUGGGCUAAUCAUCUGCAGGGAAGAAAGUACCACAUAAGUGCCUUGUACGUAGUGGACUUGAAGAAAUUCAGAAAGAUUGCUGCUGGUGAUCGACUCAGAGGACAAUACCAGGGUCUCAGUCAGGACCCCAACAGCUUGUCCAAUCUUGACCAGGAUCUGCCUAACAACAUGAUCCAUCAAGUGCCUAUUAAAUCCCUUCCACAAUACUGGCUGUGGUGUGAGACAUGGUGUGAUGAAGCAUCCAAGAAGAAAGCUAAAACUAUUGAUUUGUGCAAUAACCCAAUGACUAAAGAGCCCAAACUGGAUGCAGCUAUGAGAAUUGUUCCUGAAUGGCAGGAGUAUGAUCAAGAGCUUAAACAGUUCCAGAAAUUCUUUCAAGAGGAAAAAUUUAACGGACAGACUCAUACCAGAACAGAAGGUCAUGACCCACAUACUGAGCUUUAAGCUGUGAAUGUGAGACCAGUUUAACUCUGUUCAAGGAGUUGUUCUUUUUUUCUUCCUGAAUGAAAUAUUCAAGUACGGCAACGAUCCAAGACUGGAAUGAGAAUGUACUGUUGGUGUUGGUUUUUAAAAAAAAAGUAUAAAUGGGGUUCAGUUCUGUAGACAGGUAAAACAAUGGGAAUGCAAGCAUCAUUGGAAAAUGUAUAGGUAUUCACCUCAGGGACAAAGAAAAUCAUGCAAAAUUUGACUGUUUCCACAUGUUUGUCGAAAGGGAGUAUAGGACAGAAAGGAAUCACAAGGAUGAUCUAAAUUCCCAAUAAUAAAAUCACACAAUCAUUCAGUUUGUUGAUUUUCAUAUUCCUGUACUCAAAUUAUCUUGGUUAGUCAGUGCUAUGUUUAUGUGGCUUAUAAUUCAUUUACCCUCCCUUCCCCCAACCCAUGCAAACAUGCGCUAUGGGAUGUUAAAUUGAGGUAUAGGUUGAUUACUUUGUUCGUUUUUUUUACUAUUGAAAACAGUUAUGCUCUGGAAGGUGUGAAAUGCAGCUCUGUUUGAGUGUUUAAUGUAUACAUUUUAGAAUGUGGAGCUUAUUGGUAAUGUAGUAUUUGUUGCUUUCUGUCUUACAAUCGAGAAUAUUUUCAUGACCCAAAAGGCAUACAAUGGAAGGCUUCAGUUUGUGUAAUUCCAGUCUAAUUUUCACAGUGCAAGCACUCAAUAUGUGCAAGUUUGCUCUUGUAUUUUUCCAGCAUAAUCAGCAGUCAAAUUAUUGUCUCCAUAAAUGGCUUAAAGUGCCCUUCAUUGCACAAAUCACUGCUCCUAUGAUGCAUACGUGUUUGCAUUUAGUGCUCUCUGGAUUUUUUGUUUGUUAACCCCACUUCAUGGCAGCGUAACUGGGGGAGAGAAUUCUUUAUUUAUGCUUGAAAAGAAUUACAUGGAAGCAGCUGUUUAUAUCAUCACUAUAAUAGACUGAUAAGUCCAAGGGUAGAAUAUUGCUGUGUCGGCAAUACACUUUAUGGAAGGAAUUUCUUAUGUUUCACUGUAGAGAAUAUCACCUGAAGCUAGUGGACAAACCUGAACUGGUUUACUUUAAAAAAAAAUAUAUAUAUAUUUUUGGCCCAAGUCUGAAAUUUGCUGUCAUUGAAUACCAUUUCAAUAAUAGAACAUGAACUAUUCACCAUGGCCUUGAGGCUUGACAUUGUUUCAAAAGCAUUUCCAUAAUUAUGUGCUUCAGUGAAGCAUGGAUAUUUCUGAUGCAAAAAUGUACAGAAGCUGAACUGUACACUUUCAAUACCCUCCCUGAUGUAAAACAUUAACUGAAGCAUUCCUUAAUUACAUAAUGUGGUGUUGACUGCCACUUAUAGUAAUCAUUCUUUUUGUUUUGAUAAUUUUUGCACUCUGCGUUGUGUGUUGCGAUUGUUUUCCUAUACUGUAAAGGGAAGAGACUCUGCAUGUUGGAGGUUGAAUCCAAGAGCCUGAAACUUUGAGAAGAUAGCAUAUUAAUGGACAAGUGUUUCAAAAAUUAGUCUACAUUAGCUUCUGAAUGAUGUGCUGACUGGGUCUAAACUAUACAGAUAAUGUAAAAACCUGGGGGUAGACUGGUAUCACCAGCAGGAGCGUACAUUUUUUUUACUGCUGUGAGCAAAUUGUGGUUCUUGUUCAAAGCUGUAUUUUUAUGUUGCUCAAAGGAGAUGACUGAGAAAUCUUAGUAGGUGUGAGUCAGAAUUUAAAACUAACCUUUGUACUGAAGGAAGCUAGUAUGGGAAGUAGUAAUGUUACACAUUUCUGCAGUAACUGUGUCCACAGGGAAAGUUACUAAGCUCAUUAAAAAUCGAGAUACUUCAAAUCAUAUUCAAUAAGAAGUGUGUAACAUCCAGGUGAUUGAAAAGCUUAUGGGUGGACUGAGUAGACUGGAUAUGAAACAUACCAAAAAUUGACCUGCCUCUAAUGUUUUUUGGUCUCGAGCACAUAUUAUAACAGAAGGAUCUGUCCAGUCUAUGCCAGUGCUAUCGCAUAGACUUUUCUCAAAGUUGAGAUGUUCCAUUCAUGAAUAAAUAGCAACGUUUAAAUGCUGCAAUUUUUUUUGGCUGUUGUCCUUUCAGGAUUCUACAGCUGAAAUGUGAACUUUGGUAUAUUUAUGAUUCUGAAUUUUGGUUUUGGAAAAGCUUUUUCAAUGUUUUGUAUGAUUGCAAGACUGUUAAUUGUAAUGUGUAAAAUACAAAUCAACCUCUUUCUCUUCUACAGCAACAUACAUGCUAGAUUUUAUUCCUUAACUUUGAGCAGUGUGAGAGGGAGACAUGUAAACUCAGUAGCCUACAAAAUCCCACCCUUCCUCUGAAAUUUCUGAAACACCUCCUGUCUAAAUACAUGGAAGGUUUCACCAUAUGUCCUUUUCACUCUGCUGACCAACUGGUGACUUGUAAAUAUAUUUUCCUAAAUUUUCUACCAUCAACGAGAUGUUUGCUUAAAUCCAAAGCAGAUUAAUAUAAUCUUUAGGAGAUUUGCAGUGACCCACACUGAAUAUUUCUUUUGACAGCUUGUGAUAUGUUUCACUUACCUUGCGCCUACAAUAGCCCAUCGCUUUAGUCUUGCUUUUAAAAACAAGAAAAGAUUUAGGAUCUCCAAUUCCUCCAGAACAGACAAUUUAAUUCAGUUAUUCAGUGGUAUUUUAGGACCAUGUCUUUUUUAGUUAUUAGCUGAGAGUCCCUUGAGCUUGUCUCUUGAGUUGUGAUUAGCAACACUGAUGUAGAAUUUUGAAAGCAAUUGAAAUGAUGACACAAAACACUGAUAUCAACAUUUGUUUUAAUCCGUGAACUCAAUUGGUUAAUUUGGGGUUGUAGAGUAAAAAAAACGAUUGGGAUUUUUUAAAUGACCAGUGUAAUGAAAUAUUGUUAAUUUUUUAUCACCAUGCAUUUUAUUGAUGUAUAUUGGGAAGAAAUUAAAGAGCAUCAUAUACUGAUAAGGGGGAACAAAUAUAUUUUAAUUCUGCAAUCUAGAAACAACAUGGGUAAGGAAAUUGUUUAAUGUGUAAUACAGCAUAUUUUAUUUGAGAUGUACCUAAAUUAUAAUUCUGUUAUCAUGGGCAGCAGAACAAGAGGGCAGAAGUUUACUUUAGUGAAAAAGAAAUUAACAUAAUCUGCUUGGUGAUAACCAAAAGUUUUGAGGAGAUCAAUAUCUGGUUCAACCUGAGGCUUAGUGUGUGAACUAUCUAAAUUGCACCGUACUUUGAAAUAUUACCUGAAAACGAGUUUUCAAUAAGAAUUUGAAGUGGAAUGAGUAACAAAAUCAGUGCUAGACGAGAAUAUGUGUCAAAUGUUGGAGCAUCCUCUUGGGCACUCAUAGCAUUAAUUGAUUCAUUGGGAUCUAUUGUAACUCUGUAACUUUUUUUUCUGUUGUGUCUGCUAUAAAGGGAUUUUCUUAUUUUUUCCA